This is a messenger RNA of Ictalurus punctatus (channel catfish), 5326 nucleotides long. It is a transcript of the gene tgfb1a, whose product is annotated as transforming growth factor, beta 1a. The coding region runs from base 1386 to 2531 and encodes 381 amino acids. The transcript has 8 exons. Gene Ontology annotation, biological process: BMP signaling pathway; SMAD protein signal transduction; regulation of cell population proliferation. Lineage: Eukaryota; Metazoa; Chordata; Actinopteri; Siluriformes; Ictaluridae. The record is from RefSeq and is a predicted model, not a curated record. Gene Ontology annotation, molecular function: cytokine activity; type III transforming growth factor beta receptor binding; growth factor activity. Gene Ontology annotation, cellular component: extracellular region.
UGCUGUAUUACUGAAGUAACAGGAACAAGAAAAAAGGAAGAGAGAAGAUAUGAGAGCGAGAGGGAUAGCAGUUAGUUAGAGAAUCGGAGAGGGACAGCUUUCACAAAUCAUUCUGUCAACAGAUCAUUAUUUGGUCUGUCAUAAAGAGGGGACAUCUAAAACAAGAGUGAGCCCUGAGCCUGAAGGAGGUUUAAAGAGUAAGAGAGAACAGAAGAGGAGGUGUGAAAAGUGUCCUCAUCAGGGCUUGAAGCAUAAAAGUGGACGGGCAGAGAAGGAGGAGAAGAAAAAGAGGAAAAGGGGGAGAGGGAGUGGGAGUGCAACCUGAUCCCAGGACUUACACACUGCCGGCAGUGAGAACGCUCGAACUUCAACUACUGGUGUUGCUACUACUGGUGUUGCUGUUUUCAUCCAAUGUUCAUUGUUCUGGGCUGUUUUUCACUUUCGGUUCCAAUUCUAUUGAGCUUCAAAACCUAUUUCUCCAAAGACAAUUUGUUUGACUUGUUCAUCACUGAGCAGAGAAACUACAAGGCUGUAUCAGAGCCAUUGGGGGAAUCUAUCUAGGAAGCAAGGGGUCAUCAGAUCAAGAGUUUGACUGUAGGACCAGUAAACGAGGGAUGUUUUGAGAGGCUUGCUGACAACCUGUCAAGCUGUGAAAAAACAAACAAACAAAAAAACAACAGAACCAAUUAAGAAGCAUCUAAGAAGCACUAACUAGCACACAGACUUGUCAUUGUGUCCAUGCAGCAGCCUUUCUCCUGAAAGCAAGAGGUCUUCAGGACAGGGAGAGAAAGACGGGGAUUUCAGCCAGACCUGCCGUCUUGAACAAGUACUCCUGUGUGCGUUUGCCAGCACUGAAACCUGUAACUUAGAGAAAUACAGAAAGCUACCCAGCUAAGCUCGUGUUUUGAGCAAAUUUUUAUGUAUUCAGUGUUUAUUUGUGUUCGAAUGUGGCCCUGACAUCACAUGUGCUCAGACCUUGGGGAGCAUUGCCUAGUGUCCACCCUCUGAGUAAGUGUGUGUGGGAGAGACAGCGCGAACAAGAGUGAGACAGAUUGGCUCAUUUGGCAGGACCUGAAGUGCGAGGGCUAGUCACACACAAGCUCUACACCUUUGAAUGUGUACUGUCUGGGUUCAGGAGACAAACAAACUCUGUGUAUACUGGGAUUCCCCUCCACUAAUACACACCAGCAUUUAUUGACUCCAAUUUUACAGGUGCUUUCCAUGACUAGCAUCAUUGUCAUCAUCAUCAACAGCAUCAGGAAACAUCCCAGCACCUCCAAGCCAAUUAGCUACUGAUCGUUCCAUCUCAGUCACACCUGACGUCAACCUUUACCUGUUGCUUUUCAACUGAGCCGGGUACACUUCAGCACUAGAACUCCAUCACCAUGAGGCAACUUUGUUUGGCAUUAGCCGUUGUUUGCUUGGCAUCUGUAGCUGGUGCCAUGUCCACCUGCAAGACUCUGGACCUAGAGGUGGCGAAGAGGAAGCGAAUCGAAGCCAUUCGUGGACAGAUCCUCAGUAAGUUGCGCAUGGCCAUGGAGCCCGAGUCUGAAGAGGAUGACCAAGAACAGAGCAUCCCAGACAAUAUCAUCUCGCUCUACAACAGCACAGUGGAGACCACCACAGACCAGGAGAGCAAGCUAGUUCCUGCCUCACAGUACCAGGAAGAAGAGGAGUACUUUGGCAAAGAGAUGCACAAAUUCGACAUGACUCACUGGACACCAGAGAACUUCACAGAGCAUAAACAGCUGUUCUUUAAUGUGGGGGAAAUGAAGAAGAGCAUCCAGGACUACAGGCAGCUGUCACAGGCCAUGCUCAGGCUGCGAGUGAAAGAUACUACAAUCCAAAGCAGUAUGUGGCAGAGACUGGAGAUCUACAAAGGUCUGGGCAGUGCAGCAAAAUACCUGGGCUUUUAUGAUAUCAAUAAUGAUUUGCUAAACAAAUGGAUAUCCGUCGAUGUAACAGCUACGCUCAAAGAGUGGCUCCAGUCUUCCACAAAUGAACAAGGAUUUGAGCUGAGGCUGCACUGUGGAUGUGGGGAUCCUGUGGAGAACUUCAAAUUUACCAUAUCAGGUUUGAAUACAGUGAGAGGAGACAAAACUUUUAUUGCUGGCUUAAUGCCCAAGCCGUACAUUCUGGCCAUGUCCAUGUCUGUUCCUGCUGAGGGCCAUAGCACUCAACGCAAGAAGCGAUCCCCUGCCACGGAACCAACUUGUGAUGAAAAAACAGAAGCAUGCUGCAUGCGGAAACUCUACAUCGAUUUCCGGAAGGAUCUCGGCUGGAAGUGGAUCCACAAGCCUAAAGGAUAUUAUGCCAACUACUGCAUGGGCUCCUGCGCCUACAUCUGGAACGCUGAGAACAAAUACUCACAGAUUUUAGCCCUUUAUAAGCACCAUAACCCCGGUGCUUCGGCUCAACCUUGCUGUGUACCUCAACUCCUCGAACCUCUUCCAAUCAUGUAUUAUGUGGGCAGACAAUACAAGGUGGAGCAGCUGUCCAACAUGGUCGUGAAAAGCUGCAAGUGCAGUUAAAGGUUUUGAAGUUCUUUCAACUCGAGCUCUAUCCUACACAAACAUACACACACACACACACACACACACACACACACACACACACACACACACACACUCACACAGUGCAGAAAGGACUUGAAGAUGAGAAGCAGACCAAGUAAUGAAAAAGAGCAAUGAGUACUUUUAACUUCUGAAUUGCUUCCGAAUUCUAGUCACGAAAGACGAUCUAGUAGACUUCCGUGUACUACAACAACAACAAAAAUGCUUUGUUUCAUUUUAGUAUUCAUUUAACUAUUGUAUUACUAUUAAUUUAUUGUUGCGUAGGUCAAGUUUCAUUUUACCUUGUUACAUAAACUACAUGGCAGUACACUGCUGAUUUCUAUUUCCAUUUGGUGCUGUUGGAAAAAAGAGACACACAACGUUGGAGGACAGUCCGUCCAGUGUUCUGGAGAAAAUAAAUAAAUGAAUGUGCUUACCAGCAAAUACUGAGAUGUUUGCACUAAUUCGUGGACACUGAAUCCCUAGAGGACAGCAAUGAUGGACCACAAGGACCUCGUUUUUCAGAAACUACAUUUCAAAAAUAUGGACAGACAGUCACUGAUGAGCCUUUGUGUGGCCCCGAGGUAUCCCUAACCUCCAGUGAUUAUUCUGGACAGCUAUAUGUGAAAUCCCCCUACGGGGCUUUAACUUGACUCCUUGACUGAAGGGUUCAUUAUGCUGUCUAUUUUUUUUUUCCUCUUUUUUUGUGGAAGGAAACUAUCCUUAAUGAUGUAUAUUUUUAAGAUGUAUAUUUUUAAGUCCAAUUCUUUAAUAUUCAAUGUAUCUAGUGAGCACUUCAAAGUAUCAAUUAAGAUAUCUUUAUAUGAAGAGACAUAUGGAGGCUCGGGGUUGCACAACUACAAUUUUUAUUAGUAAUUCAAAACGUAUUUGGCUAGUCGUCUUUUCCAGGUAAAGUAAUAACUGUUUCAGGAUAUCGCUGUUUCCAGGCUGUUUUAUUUGCACAGCAUGGAAUGCUUCAGACUGCAUUUUAAUUAUCAACCAUACGCAAUACCAAUGAUUGGACAUUUCCAAUGCUUUUAGGCUACAUCGUUAAGGAUGAAAGUGAAUCAAUUAGUGCAAUACAUAGUUCUUAAAACGUGCUUAAAACGUGGAUGAAAUUGCGUCUCAGCUGAAUAAUAGAAAAUAAGAGCAUGCAGUGGAAGCUCCUUAAUAGCUUAAUAAUGGAUGGAGGUUGCGAUGUCUACAGAAGUGUCUGGAUCAGUGGUGUAGUCCUAAACAGGUUUACUAUUACCCACUCCCCUGCUGCUCAGUCCCCCCUUUGUUCAGUUGGGAAAAAAAGAUAAAAUAAGAUAAAGGAAAUGUGGUGAAAAAUAGCUUAAUUUAAAUGUAGAGUAAAAUGAAUGAUGGGCAUUAUAAAACAGCUGUAAGGGGGAUACAGAGAAAAUGCUUUGCUAAAACAGCCAUAAGAGGAUUCCAGCUCGUGAGCCUUCCAAGAGAAGAAAAUACUUUUUUGAAUCAUUUCAUUUCAUCGCCUGUCAUGUAAUAAUUUUUUUUGUAAAGCCAGUACUAAAAGUUGUGAUAGAUAUAUAAAUAAGUCGCGAUACAAUGCAAUAUCAUAAAUCGGUAAUGAAUAAAACAGCACAAGAGAAAGAGUAAACAGAAGAGGAACAGAAGAGAGUAGAAUAUUACAUACCCCUGAGCACUGAGUAUACUUCACGCCUACUGCAAGCACUUUUAUUAAUUUUACCUGAUUGCUUGUCAGGGCCAGGGAAGAGUGGAAUUCAAAUAAAAAUGCAUCAAUUACAACAAAGAAUCGCCAUACAUACAUAUGGCCCUGAAUACACCACUGGUCUGGAUUUUUUUUCCGCCCUGAUUAAUAGCACCUGAAAAUGACCUCUUUUAGCUGUCAUGUGCCACUGAUCUCUAAACUAGCUGUGUGAGACUGGGUAGUGCAAGGUGUUAAUGCAGAAGAAAUAAAAAGACUUACUAAGAAGACCCAUUGUAGUCUUGUAAAGCUGACUGUAGAAUUAACUUCAUCUGGUCAGAAAUAUUUUCACACUAACAAAUAAAACAUUUAAACAUCUUUCCAUACUGUUCACAGAGGCGACUAGUCGAAUAGUCUAUGCAACCCCUAAUGGAGAGGCCAUCUACUAUUUUCCCCAAAACCAUUCAUCCAUGUUUUUUUUUGUUUGUUUGUUUUGUUUUUUGUUUUUGUUUUUUUAUACAAGCAGAGCAGGGCCUGUACAUGGUCCUUCACUUGUGUUUAAUGUGUAAGUCUCUGUUCUUUGUCCAAUGGAGAGAGUGAGUUUUGAGUGGGUCUCUCUAUUCCGAAUUUGGCCUUGAUGCGUUGACAUGUAUAGCAAACAUAGCAGGAGUAUUUAUAGUGGCAGCCUGCUUUCUUUCUCGCUCCCAAAUGAAAAGGGUCGGUUGUGGAGUUGGUUUAAGAUUGCGGUCCUAACUGUAAUACAUAAUACACAUACGCCCUACAAAGCUCAAUAUUUUGGGACAGAAAGACAUUCUGACCUCAUGUAGGGGUGAAAUAUAAUAUUUUUUGUAGGAUGUUUUAGAGCCUUAUAGUUUUGUAAUUGUCUUAUUGUAGAGUUGUUGUUUUUAUUGUAUUUGUGUGGGGGAAAAAAGAUGUUAUCUUCUGUGUAAUUCUUUCAGUUCAUUUCACUUCAAAGGCAUGUGGCCAUAACUCAUACUUCUCACAAUGAUCAUAUAUCAUCUACUGGUUUAUAUUUGCACCAACUUUAUUCCAUUAUCUUCACACACUGUUGAAAUAAACCAAAGAUUUAUCAGACAGACAACCAGAA